CCUUGACUACUCCCACCUGCGCACACACCACUGUCGAUACUUCACACUCUCCACUUCGCCGCUGUCAUGGCACGGAGAAGCUCAGCACGUCUGCGCGAGCGCUCCACCACCCCGAAGCGCGUGUCGCUGUCCCACGAUGCCAUUACACGCACACCACGCACAAUGCCCGCCAAACUCAGCUCUCUUCAGGAGAGCGACGAGAUGCCCGGCGCAUUCCCGAGCUCCGUCUCGCCCUCAGAGAACAAGCUGGUGCUGAACCCAGUGAUUCCGAAGAACCUCGCGACACCCUCGAAAGCCACACCCAUCAAGCCCUCGGAGCAGGAAAUGCACCCCCAACUUCACCAUCAGUCCACGGCGAAGCCAUUGGAUGAAGCACGUCACCUGGGAUUCUCCAACAUGGGAGCUCACACCGAACCACCACGUCAGACGAACCGCCUCGCAAUGCUGCAGGGCACUCCUACCCGAGCUCGCGACCUCGAGCAAG
Messenger RNA from Zymoseptoria tritici IPO323, 484 nucleotides. RefSeq lists its product as uncharacterized. Lineage: Eukaryota; Fungi; Ascomycota; Dothideomycetes; Mycosphaerellales; Mycosphaerellaceae. The transcript has a single exon. The record is from RefSeq and is a predicted model, not a curated record. The annotation marks the transcript as partial.